CAUGCUCCUACGGCCGAGAAUCUCCCCAGUCAGGGUAAAUCUGCCACCGAAACAAGACGUGGUGCGUGCCGUCAUGCUAUAUACAAUGUCGCGUACGCGAACGGUCGUCGUGACAAUUUCUUAAAAUAGCGCGGGGGGUCGGGGAAACGGUAUGGAGAGUCGCGACGGGUGGAGUAGUAUCGUGUCGCUCGUCGAAACGUAGCCGCGACGCGGAGGCGGAGGACCAGAGGGUAAAGAAAUAAAAAAAAAAGGAGGGAAGAAACGCGAAACCCUCGCGAGGAACUGUCUCGAGGCGAUGAGUAAUCGUCUUUAACCGUAAUCGUAAAAAGGGGGUCGUAACAGAGGCGCGGAUUGCGGUUGGGAGCAGUUAUGCGGUGAACGGAGAACAUUCCUGCGACCGAACCGCUGGCUGCGCGAGCGAUCUCGAGCGGGGCGAGUGCGACGGAACGGAAGGCGAGCGCGCGGCGCGAGUUACUUUCGAGCUGACUGCUGGUGAAUCUCGCGCGUGAUCGAUCGGCGACCGCUCUGAACGAUCCGGCGCCGCGCAGUGUCGAUUAUCUUCUCGGUGCCUCGUUCGGUGUACUUCAACAGCAAGAUUCGACAGCGACAACGAAAGCGAGAAGGAAAAAGAGGAGAGAAACGAAAGUGUUUUCCGAGACAAUCGCGUCUCGUUAUGUGUCUCGCGACCCCGCGGCAAUCUUUGAUUCUCGAAACACUGACGAUGUGGACUGCGCGUACGCGCGACGGAAGCUGGGACCGCCCUGUGAACUAGGACUCCGCGGAAUCCCCCGAAAUCGUUGGCGCGAAGAGCGCGAAUCGCCGAGUCCCACCGAGACGUCUCGACUUCCGCGAGACGGCUCUUCCGGCAAGCUGGAAGAUUUAAACUGCCGAGUGGAGGGAGCGCGAGGACUUUCCGCGAAGACUCUCCGCGGGAGCGCGGAGCGGACGAGGAGGAUAUAGGUGAAAAGUUUCGCAGCACGCGGCAGCACGUCGCCCGUCGAAAGUUUCGCCGUAAUCAUUUCCAUGCGCGUUAUCGCCUACGUGGCCGACUAUACAAGGGGAUAGACGACACGCCAGAGCACCGAUAUAUAUAUACGCGCGUCGUUGCUUGCGGGAAAUCUGGCGCGCGAAUCGUCGACCGUCGUGACAAUUCGCAAGCAGAUUGAAAUCUCGGACUAUCUCGCGCGAGUGAACCGCUGCUUGUCUCGUUCCACCAUUCCAACACUACUGGCGCCGUUACUGGGACUGGACCCCUUUGGACCCCUGGGAGUUCACUACUUGACGAAUUUGAACGAAUCUAGUUGUCCGGUGCCGAUAAUAGUGUGUUGAUAAUCGUGAGAACAAAGUCCAAAACGAAGUCGGCGUGAUAAGACAGUGAUCGCCUGGUGGGGUAUAUGUCAGUGAGUGGAUGGUGAUGAGUAGCGAUCCGCUAAGGAGGAUGUGAAUCGUUUCAGUAUCAAAGUGUAAGCGUGUCCCGAAACCAGUCGCGGAAAUGGCUCUGCGAUGGCAAGCGAGGCUCUCAAUUGCUGCCAUACUCUUCAUGUGCACGGAAGAUACGCUGAGUCUAGGAGAUCGGACGAUAGAUAACAUGGACAGACACGCGAUCCAGACCAGACCUCGGCAGCAAAUGCUGGAUCAUUCUUCCGGCCCGAAGUCGAAACCGGAACCCACCUUCGACUACUCGCAGAACACCAACGUGACGGCCCUGAUUGGAAAAACUGCAUACCUCACGUGCCGAGUUCGCAAUCUAGGCGACAAGACCGUAUCCUGGGUCAGGCACAGGGACAUCCACAUCCUGACGGCGGGGGCAUACACAUACACGAGCGAUCAGCGAUUUCAAGCACUACACAGACAAAACACGGGCCACAGCAACGAAUGGUCCGAGUGGACUCUCUGCAUAAAGUGGGCGCAGGAGCGAGACCAGGGGAUCUACGAAUGUCAGAUUUCCACCAUACCUAUCAAGUCGUAUCAGUUUCGCUUAAACGUCGUUGUACCUACGGCGACGAUACUGGGCGGCCCCGAGUUGUACGUCGGUGCAGGCAGCACGAUAAACCUGACGUGUGCCAUACGCUUCAGCUCGGAGCCACCAGCCUACAUCUUCUGGUACUACAAUGAGAACGUCCUGAGCUACGACAGUCCCAGAGGCGGCGUCUCCGUGAUAACUGAGAAGGGUGGCGACGUCACCACCUCCUGGCUUCUCAUUCAGACGGCGCAGCCCUCGGACUCCGGGGAGUACAGCUGCAAGCCGAGCAACGCCAAUACGGCGUCCAUCAGGGUUCAUGUCCUAAAUGAUGGUAGAGUAUUCGUUACUUCGGUAAAAGAGGAGGGAGUACCAGCUAGUUUGAUGACAGUAACUAACAAAGUUGGACCGGGAGGUCCACUUGUGAAUCCAUAUCCAAAUUGGUCAUGGUACACUAAAGGUGAUUGCAACGAUAUUAUAAGUGUAUAUCGGAUAGACAUCAAAUGCAAUUACCUUUUCGUUCUGGAUUGUGGCGACUUCAACAACACCGAAAUUUGUCCUCCGAAACUAUUGAUAUUCGAUUUAAGUAAUGAUAUGCUCGUUCAACGUAUUGACAUUCCAGAAAAUAUCGCUAAUAACGCAAAUGGCACUGGAUUGCUCGUAACGCCACUUGCUUAUGUCCACAAUUGCAAUCGCAUACAAGAUGCAACUGUGUUUAUGGCUGACAUUCUUGGUUACGGGAUGGUAAUAUACCAUAACAAGAAGUUCUGCAGAAUCGAAUCUAAAUUCAUGAAACCGACUGAUCCCGACUUUACCAUAGAAGGCGAGUCUUUCCACUUGGACGACGGUACUAUCGGCUUGGCACUUAUGCGUGGACAAUUGUUCUAUUCUGUCUUGGCGGGUGAUAAAAUGUAUAAGAUUGACAUGCGAAAGAAGGGAAAUUGUUCACAAUUAAAAAGAAAUAUUGAUGAAUUAACUCAAUUGGCCGGUACGUUAUCUGGUCAAACAGGACCGAUAGCAUCCAAGAAGUGCGCAAUAUUUUUUAGCAAUAUCCCGGAAACAUCGAUUUUGUGCCAAGACGCUACUAAAGAAUUUAAUUCCACCAACACGGAACUUAUCGCGGAAGACCCCGAAAGAUUACAAUUUCCAAGUGGUAUGAAAAACAAAGAUAACCAGAUGAUAAUUAUGACAAAUAGAUUUCAGCGUGUCAUGUCUGAUACAUUAAAUUUAACCGAGACAAACUUCCGGAUUCUCAGCGCGGAUAUAGAGCAAAUAUCGCGCGAGACAAAUUGUUUUGCUUCUUGCAGUAAGUAUCAUAGACAUAAGCAUCAUAGUAGUCAUGAACAUCAUGGUAGUCACGAACAUCAUGGUAGUCAUGAACAUCAUGGUAGUCAUGAACAUCAUGGUAGUCAUGAACAUCAUGGUAGUCAUGAACAUCAUGGUAGUCAUGAACAUUGUGAUAAAUCUGAUUCUUCUAAAGAAAUGUCUUCUGAAGAAAAAAUAUAAAAUCUAUACCGAAAACAUGAGAACAUAAUCAAUCUUGUAUGUAAUGAAUAAGAAAAAAUAAUAAAAAUACAUAUAUUUUAAUGUGAUCAAGGCAUACCAAA
Solenopsis invicta (red fire ant) is the source of this 3567-nucleotide messenger RNA. Its product is annotated as major royal jelly protein 1. The record is from RefSeq and is a predicted model, not a curated record. The transcript is spliced from 9 exons. Lineage: Eukaryota; Metazoa; Arthropoda; Insecta; Hymenoptera; Formicidae. Gene Ontology annotation, biological process: synapse organization. The coding region runs from base 1493 to 3466 and encodes 657 amino acids. Gene Ontology annotation, cellular component: neuron projection membrane.